CCCUAUAAUCUACAGGGACCCGAGCCCCUAUGGAAGUAGCUAUGACGCCGCGCUCAAAUCCGAGUUUAGGUUUGGCCUUUUUAUUUCAUUGUUGACUCAUAGCUUUGAGCCUUCAAGGUCGCUAUAUUUCGAAAAGCGCAUCAUAACGGCGGGCUUGGCAUAGGCCUAUUUGCCGACAAAUCCUGGAUUUUAUUUGGUCAAACUCGGUUAUUACAGCAGACGGAACGAUCAUGGAGGGUCAACAACCUGCGGCUUUAGAAGCACAAUCAUCGAAUUCAACAACACAAAAUCGUCCUGGGGGUGGAAGAUCUUCAAGAGACAAUGGAAACCGCGGUGGUCGCGGAAGUCGGCGCCCUCGUGGCCAGCAAGGGGUUCAAAGAAACGAGGCACAUUUAGCAAAUUCUUCAACCCCUACUCCUUCAGAUCAGAGCAGUCGCGGCAGCGAGAGAGGACGAAGAACUACCAGAGGGAUUGGAAGGGGAGGCAAUAGAAAUGCUCGUAGAGCGACAUUGGCCCAGCCACGAACUUUUGGAGGUCAUCUGACGGCUAACAUCGAGGCCGGAGAAUCUAGCACUCCGAGCCCAACACAAUUGAGUGCCGGUGCUCAAGAAUUCGUACCUGGCCAAUCAUCGUAUGGAAAUAGCAACAGUGCGCCUAAGAAGCAGCAGCAAGCUAAAACCAAUCUUAAACCCAGAGCUUCAAAAUCGACGGCUUCUGAUCUUUCCACGAGAAUCCACGAGGAUAUUCAGAACGGCCAGUAUGAGUGCGUUAUAUGCACUAAUGAAGUCUUACCGAACUCGAAAAUCUGGUCAUGUUCUAUAUGUUGGACAGUGUCCCAUAUGUCAUGUGUUAAGAAGUGGUUCUCGAAUCGAACAAGGACUUCAGACGAAGAACAAAUUAACUGGAGGUGCCCAGGAUGCAACUCCAACAUAACAGAAGAGCCCUCGACUUAUCAUUGCUGGUGCGGCAAGGAGUUCAAUCCUAGAUCAAUACCUGGCCUUGAUCCUCACAGCUGUGGACAAUCUUGCUCAAAACCGAGAGCAAAUUGUCCACAUCCAUGUACCCUAAAAUGUCAUGCAGGACCCUGCCCGCCAUGUUUAGCUAUGGGCCCGUCUCAACCAUGUUUUUGUGGUAAAAACAUAACUACAAAACGCUGUAGUGAGACGAAUUAUACACAUGGAUGGAGCUGUCAUGAGAUAUGCGGGGAUUUGCUACCUUGUGGAGAUCACGAGUGUCAAAAAGAAUGCCACCCGGGUCUUUGUGGAAGCUGCGAGAUUCCUAUUUUGUCUUUCUGCUACUGCGGCAAAGAGGCUAGAGAAAUUCCUUGCGAACAGCGUGGCGAGAAAAAGGAAUCUUAUAACCAUGGCCAGGUUGAAGGUGACGUCCCGAAGAACGACGAAUUGAUUGAGAAUUGGUAUUGGGGCACUUUCGGUUGCGAAAAUGUCUGCGACAGGGUAUUUGAUUGCGGAAAACACCGUUGCGAAAAGGGAUGUCAUCCUCAAGAUGAAAAUGAGGCACGUUGUCCAUUAUCUCUUGAUCUGAUUACACAUUGCCCAUGCGGUCAAACAGACCUCGCAGAUAUACUCAAUCAACCUAGGGAGACUUGUGAAGAUCCAAUUCCUACUUGCGGAAAUAAGUGUAACAAACCAUUGCCGUGCGGUCAUUCUUGUCAGUUCAACUGUCAUUCCGGCCCGUGUGCGCCAUGUUUGCAAAGUAUGGAAAUUACCUGCAGAUGCGGUCGAACAAAGGUGACCUCAGUCUGUCACCAAGGCACAAUAGAAACGCCCGAAUGCAUGAAGAUCUGUCGUGCCCAGCUCAAUUGCGGCAGACAUGAACAUGGUGAACGUUGUUGCCCUGGAGAAAAGAGGGCGGCGGAACGAGUAGUAGCGUCAAAGCGAAAGAAUCGAAACGCCGGUCCCGCGAACGACGAAAUCGAGGCGGAACACAUAUGUACGCGAACAUGUGGACGGGAUUUAAAAUGCGGAAGGCAUCAGUGUGAGCAAAUGUGUCACAGAGGGACUUGUCCUUCUUGCCCUGAGGCCAUAUUCGAAGAGAUCAGUUGCAAUUGCGGCCGAACUACUCUCCAACCGCCUCAACCUUGUGGCACAGAACCUCCGGAAUGCAAUUUCGCGUGUACAAGGCCUCGACCGUGUGGACACCCCCAGGUAUCCCAUAAUUGCCAUACUGAUAGAGAAUCUUGCCCGAAAUGCCCAUUCCUUGUUGAGAAGCAAUGCGUCUGCGGGAAGAAGACGCUCAAAAACCAACCUUGUUGGUUCGAAGAGCCACGAUGUGGUUUACCCUGUGGUCGAAAACUGAAAUGCGGUAGUCAUGCAUGCAGGAUGACCUGCCACCCGGGUGCAUGCGAGGAUGCCGAUGUUCCGGGAUCUCGUUGUAGGCAACCUUGUGGCAAGAUGAGGAAGUGUGGCCAUUUAGAUGUUGAGCCGUGUCAUUCUCCAUCUUCUUGUAAAGAAGAUAAGCCUUGUCAGGCGAAGACCUUUAUUACAUGCGAUUGCCAACGCAGGAAACGGGAAGUAAGAUGCAUGGCUACCGCGAAGAACCCGUUUCCAUCUCGAGAAACUCUUGCUUGCGAUGAAGAAUGUCUCCGUUUGCAACGCAAUGCUCGUUUGGCAGAUGCACUGGACGUAGAUCCACAAACCUACACGGAUGAUCAUGUACCCUACUCCGAUACAACCCUCAUGUUUUACAAGAAAUCCCGCGAGUUUGCACAGACAUACGAACGAGAAUUUCGUCUCUUCGCUGCGGAUCCGACCCAGAAAACGCUUCGAUUCAAGCCAAUGAAGUCUUCGCAAAGAGCAUUUCUUCAUUCUCUUGCUGAAGAUUUCGGGUUCGAUAGCGAAAGUGCUGAUCCCGAGCCUCAUAGACACGUUGUUCUUUUUAAGACUCCACGAUUCGUGUCAGCACCAACGAAGACAUUGUCACAAUCUUUAUCCAUUAAAGAUUCGGCGCAACGAAGCUCAGCACAACCACUAGCAUUGGCUAGUGAAAAUUCUAUUGUAAAGAAGCCGUUCAAUGCGCUGCUUCUGUCUACGCCACAAUUUGGCCUGACUAUAGAGGAGCUGGAUUCAGCACUUCAGAAGGCAUACGCGGUUCAUCCUAAUAUAAAGUUCCAGACGAACUUUUUGCCUGAUGAUAUUGUCAUCAAGACUUCUGGUUCUUGGAGGCAACAGAACUUCGAGGAGGCUUUGAAGUCUCUUAAGCCUGUUGUAUUGAACAUUGUCCGUUCUUCAAAUCUAGCUCGCGAUGUUUCUCUCUGUCACGUCGAUGACAAUUUGAACGUAACUCGCACCGACAAAGAUCAGGCUAGAAGUGAAGGGGGUUGGAGCGCCGUUAUACGCCGCUCGGCUCGCCCAAAGCCAGCUGCUACUCCGGUUCCUUCCUCAGCACCGUUACGUAGUGGAUUCGUGGCUUUGAGAAAGGAACCGAAGAAGGUUGAGCAGGAGCCCAUCGAGGAUGAUUGGGAGGCUGCUGCAGAGAAGAUGGACGAUGAGUGAAAGGGGUACACUCCAAAAUACGAGAAAAUCUAAGGUUGAGCAGCAUUUGUGAUUCAGGGGUCUAGCAUAGCUGGGAGUUGGAUGAGAAAUCUUGCUUGGCGUCUGAAUACUGCAUACGGAUGGAACGGUUAGCUAUACUUUUCUGAGCCCAUUAUACUUUGCUACCUCAAGGCUUGCUCUAGUAAACUGUUACUUAAAUUCCCCUAUACUUCUGUGCCCACAUAUUAUCACGAGUGGACGAACCGGAUGCAUGCAUAUAGGCAGCUGUGCUCUUAAAUUUCUUCAACACACAUAAUUUAACUCAUAUCAAUUCUCCUAAUACCAUAAUCUUAAAAUAUUACAUCAAAAUCAAGUUUACAAGACUUAUAAUCGGUUGAAAUCGAGAGAAAUAGG
This is a messenger RNA of Hypoxylon trugodes, 3905 nucleotides long. RefSeq lists its product as uncharacterized. The transcript is spliced from 2 exons. Lineage: Eukaryota; Fungi; Ascomycota; Sordariomycetes; Xylariales; Hypoxylaceae. Gene Ontology annotation, biological process: negative regulation of transcription by RNA polymerase II. The coding region runs from base 231 to 3512 and encodes 1093 amino acids. Gene Ontology annotation, cellular component: nucleus. The record is from RefSeq and is a predicted model, not a curated record. Gene Ontology annotation, molecular function: DNA-binding transcription factor activity, RNA polymerase II-specific; zinc ion binding; RNA polymerase II transcription regulatory region sequence-specific DNA binding.